Molecule: messenger RNA, 1562 nt
Organism: Brachypodium distachyon (stiff brome)
Lineage: Eukaryota; Viridiplantae; Streptophyta; Magnoliopsida; Poales; Poaceae
Product: RHOMBOID-like protein 12, mitochondrial
Exons: 8
Coding region: 167-1144 (325 amino acids)
Cellular component (GO): membrane
Molecular function (GO): serine-type endopeptidase activity
Source: RefSeq, a predicted model, not a curated record
AAUCUUGGAAGUUGGAACCGAAUAUUGUACUGAUCAGCCAAAGCCCCACCCCCACCGGACGAAGCCACAGCCACCACCACCGGCGGCUACCGCCCGAGGUGGGGGAAUCGGUGGUGGAGGCAACCAACCGAAGAAUUGGUGGAAGCGACCUCCGUAUCUCGGCAGAAUGGCGAUGCGGAGAAGUCUGCUGCAGUUCCAGGGGCUCCUCGCGCAGCAAGCCCUCCGCAGCGCCAUCCCAAAACCCCGACCCAUACCCAACCCCCACAGCCGCUUUCUCCGCUGCCCAUCCCCGUCCGCAGCCGCCUCCAGCUCCCCGUUGUCCCGCUUCCUAUGUCGCGGCUCCGGCAGCGCGGGGACGCUCCUGCCGAUGAGCGCAGCUGCCGUUGCGGCGGCCGCCAGGGCCGCCGCCGCACGGUGGCUGGCCGCGCGGGGUGCCGGAUCGCUUGAGCUCUUCUCGCUGCAGCGGAGGAGGUCCCCGGGCUGGCUCUCUUCGUCUUCCAACUUCCUCCGCGGCGCACCUUGGGCGCACUGGCUGCCAUCAGCGGACGGGAUGUUGCUGACGAUUAUCAGCACAAAUGUGGCGGUCUUCCUGAUCUGGCAACUGGCCGAUCCAAGUUUCAUGAUGGACCAUUUCACGGUUUCUCUGGACAAUCUGAAGAGUGGGCGGUUGCAUACAUUGCUCACGAGUGCCUUCAGCCACAGAGGGAAUGGUCACCUUUUGGGCAAUAUGAUAGGCCUCUACUUCUUCGGUUCAAGUAUUUCCAGCAUGUUUGGUCCUGCUUUUCUAUUGAAGUUGUACAUGGCAGGAGCGCUUGUCGGAUCCACCUUCUUCUUGCUAGAAAAAACUUAUACAUCUCCACCGAAACAGGCCUAUUUAGAAUGGGACAGUUCAAGAAAUUCCGCGCUUGGUGCAAGCGCUGCAGUUAAUGCCAUUGUGCUUCUUAAGAUUUUUCUCAAUCCAAAGGGACUAGUCUAUCUUUACUUCCUCAUUCCUGUUCCUGCUGCCUUAGUGGGGGCUGCUAUUAUUGGUUUUGAUCUGUUGAGGGUCAGCAAGGAACAAGGUCAGGCAUCAGGUUCUUCUCCUUUAGGGGGUACCCUGGUGGCCGCUCUUGUGUGGGCUCGAAUUAGGAAGGGCUGGAUCUGAUCGUGCAGCUUAUUCAUAUGGCAAUGAAUCCAACCACCUUCCCGCAGCUUUGUCCUCUUCGGUUGAAAUUUGUUGUUUUACUUGGCAAAGUUCAUGUGUGUCGGCUCGCAUGGCAAGCUACUUAUCAUCAAGUUUCUGAUCUAGAAGUCUUAAAUCAAAUUCUAGGUAGCGUGAUGGCCAACUGAUUUGCAGAUAUUUGCAAACUUAUCCUUGUACGGGCCAUCGUUAAACAUACCAGAACUAGAACUGCAAAAUCAAUCGCUAUACGUUGCUAGGCCAAAUUUGAGUGCAGAUAAUGACUGCCCGUGUGCCGUCAGAAAGCAGGAAAACCUGGGACGUCCUGGGAGUAAAGAUGGAUUAGUUUUAAGGCCGGGUCCUAUCCAUGGAUUUCUAAGAUUCUUAUUUCUUCUUGUUGUUA